Schistocerca serialis cubense is the source of this 6429-nucleotide messenger RNA. RefSeq names its product interference hedgehog (gene boi). The record is from RefSeq and is a predicted model, not a curated record. The coding region runs from base 304 to 2901 and encodes 865 amino acids. Gene Ontology annotation, biological process: cell-cell adhesion; axon guidance. Gene Ontology annotation, cellular component: plasma membrane; axon. Lineage: Eukaryota; Metazoa; Arthropoda; Insecta; Orthoptera; Acrididae. The transcript is spliced from 15 exons. Gene Ontology annotation, molecular function: protein binding.
GAACGCGCGUGAUUCCGCAGUGCGUUCUGGCGUGCCGUCGCGACUUCUUGUUUCGUCUGACAGUUGCUGCGGCUGGAAGCGGAUCGCUUCAGCUCGAUCGCGUGUCGUAUUCACCGCGUGUGCGUGGGUAGCAAAAUUUUGACGGCUGUUUCUGAGUGUGUGCGGUUUGUCUCUGCUGUAGCGGCGGCAGGGGCUAUGAGUCUGGCUGCGUGAAGGGAGAAGCAGAGAGGAAAAAGGAAGGACGAAGCCGGGGAGAGGCAAGAGGCUUCCAAGACGGCGCGACGCGCAAGGAAUGCGGCCAGCAUGGCGGUGUCGCAGGUGCUGUGGCGGCUGUCCGCCGCGCCUCUGCUGUUAGCGGCACUGACCGUCGUCCGCGCUGCAGACAUGACGCAGCUCUUCCUGCGGAGCCCAGAGGACGCCGUGGCGCCGCUGGGGGACCGCGUCUCGUUCGACUGCCGGCUGCGCUCGGGGGCGGACCGCAUCCGCUGGAAGCACGCCGGCCGCUUCGUGUCGCACGUGCCGCAGCAGGCGCAGUCGACGUCGUCGUCGUCGGCGCACCCGGCCCCCUCCGGCACCAGCGGCGGCAAGGGCCGCGUGCGGUCCAGCUACCAGGUGCACGUCACCAGCUACGACCAGGCCGGCGACUACCAGUGCGUGGCGUGGUUCGGUGCGGCGGCCCUGGUGUCGACGCCUGCACAAUUGCUGGUGGCUCGGCUGGACCCCUUCCCUGGUGGCGACGGGCCCAGCCAGCAGGUGGAGGUGCACGUGGCCGUGGGUGGAAGUCUGGUACUGCCCUGCCAGCCACCCCCGAGUGUGCCACCACCCGCGCUGCUCUUCUACCGGGACGAACACCGCCUCCAGCCCAGGAGCGCUGCUGCUCAAGCCGGACCAGGAAGACUGCUCCUUACUUCCCUGAGUGAGUCUGACUCCGGUAACUACACGUGUGAGGCUGUGAAUGACAUCACAGGGCAGCUGGUGAGGUCACCCCGUAUCUUCUCUGUGACUGUCACGAGGGACCCACCACGCUCCGCACCCCGUUUCCUGGAUGACCCCGUCCCACUGCGGAGGUACCCUGUUAGGGCAGGUGAUAAUGUGACGUUGCCGUGUUGGGCACUUGGACAUCCGACUCCAGUGACGAACUGGUUCCGGGAAGGUAACCACAAAUUGCACCCCACACGCUCUGCCAUGGUUCCUGGUGGACUGAUGCUGACAGGGACCACACUGGAAGAUACAGGGCGCUACAAGUGCAUCUUGGAAAAUUCACUAGGUUCUGUCUCGCUGGAAGCACUAGUUGAAGUUUUGGAGCCACCAGUCCUGGUGAGAGGCCCGAAGGUGGAUCGAGUGCAGCAAGGAGACAAUGUUGUUCUCGAGUGUGAGUUUCGAGGGUCUCCACAACCCAACAUCACGUGGGUCUUCAACGGAAACUCUGUGACCAAUGACAGCCACAUCACAGUUAUCAGAGGAAAUCUUGCCAUACAGAAUGCUGACCUAAAGCACGCUGGCAUAUUCCAGUGCUUUGGUCGAAAUGAACUUGGGUCAGUCUUUGGAUCUGCAAUGGUGGAAGUCGCUCCUAAUGCUGUUAGCAUAAAUCCAGAUGACAUCGAAGCAGAUGGCACUGAUAUCGGUGAUGGCAGUGCUGGUGGCAGUUCUGGUAAGAAGUCAGAGGGGCCCCACAAAGGCACCAAGGACCGCAGAAAGAUCAACCAUGGCCAUGUACGUAUGAUUCCUCCCUCGAGACCACAUGUCACACGCCUCUCAGACACAUCGGUGAUGGUGCGCUGGAAGGUGACCCCGAAUCACGGUCUGCCCAUCCAGUUCUUCAAAGUCCAGUACAGCCACAAGGGCCACGGGGGUUCGGGAGGUGGUGGCAAGCAUCAGAACUGGAUGACCAACAAUGGGGACAUACCACCCUACAUACACACAUAUGAGGUGGACAACCUGGAGCCCAACCAGACAUACCGGUUUCGCAUUGCUGCUGCCUACUCCAAUGAUGACAAUAAACUGAGCCCCAACCUGCGACACUUCCACCUGAAGUCGGACGUCGGCAUACACCUUUCGGCACCGACACUCUACAGGACGUCUGCCCUGUCCCCUACGUCCAUCAAACUCUACUGGAAGCAGUCAGAGCCGGCAGAGCUGGAAGGCUUCUACAUUUACUACCGGCCGGCGAGCACGGCUGGCGACUACUUGCACGUCACGGUGGAGGACCCGCAGGCAGACACGUUCGAUGUGGAGCACCUGCAGCCCGACACCACCUACGAGGUGAAGCUGCAGGGUUUCGUGAAAGAAGCUGCCUCGGCAUUCAGUGCCAUCCUCACCCAGAAGACUCUGCCUCUGCCCGUGACAGAGCCACCAGUUUCCGGAGCAGACAGCACCGUGGACGGGGCCAACAGUGCACAGGUGCUGGUAAAGACGGUGGAGGCGAGCGGGGCGGGCACCCUCUAUCUCGCCGUCGGCUGCAGCGUGGGCGUGAUCGUCGUCGUGUUGGUGGCAGCUACCGUCGUCUGGCUGCUCUACCGUCGUAAGGUCUCUGCGAGGGCUGGAGAGCGAGGGAGUGAUAGCCGGGACAAAUUCCCAGAGAUCACGGCGGUUGCCAAGGGCGGGCGUGGGGGUGGCCAGCAGAACGGCCGACCCCCGCAGCGGCUGCCGCAGACACAGCAACCGCUGGCCAACGGGAAGCUCACCAUCACCACGAACCCCCUGGCAGAGGCCGAGGAUGAGAGCCUGAUGGAGGCAGCGCGCAGCCAGAACAACAACUGCGAGGGUGUGGACCCGGCCACGGGGGCGUCGGUCCCUGCUGGCUCCACGGAGCUCGCCUGCUGGCGGCAGCAGCAACAGCAGCAGCCACAAGCGCCGAUCCCGUACUCGUCCUCGAAUCUUCCCCCAGAAAACUACGUGUGAGCACCCGAAGCUGUCGUCACAUUUGCAGCAUACAAACACACUUUUAGAUGCAAAUAGUGAGACUGCUGCAGUACCAUCAUUUCAGAAAGUACUGUGAGAAAAAAAAGUACCUCUAAUACCUUAGUGAUGCAGUGUGGUGCAGAUCACUUGAAUGUGUCGUGUUUGUGGCUUUCCCUUGGUGCACUGUGGAUGUACACUUAUCACCAGACAUGUGGUGUAUCCGUAAGAAAUGAAAACUGUGAAUACAGUGAAUUGCUCCUUUAGUAGCUUCUAUUUUGGUAAAAUAGUUAACAGCCAUAACUCCGUCCUGAAACUAAUCUCUUCCUACUGCAGUAACAUGGCCAGUGCCGUGGGCUGGAAGGUGCUUGUGAUUUGUGAAGGACACCUUUUUCUGGUGCUACACCUAUCAGACGUCAACUUUCAGCUUAUUUACUCGAGAAGAGAGACUGAACCCAUGCCCACAGAUCCAGUUUGUGGGCAGUGUACAAAUGUCUUGUGUUCUUUACUAAACUGGAAUGUGUACAAUUUAUUUCACUGUAGCUCUUUUAUCAUGAAAUGUUCUUAGCUUGUGACUGGUAUCCCCUUGGAGCAGUAGAUAGGUACACAGUCAUAUGAGAUAGAGAUUUUGGGGGUGGACUCCCUUUCCAAAUUUCACUAUUUAAAGAUAUCACACUUUCUUACUUCAGACAGUUAUUAAAUUGAGACUUCCUCAUCCUCCCCUUUAUUAUCCAGUGGGGGUUGGGGUGGGGAGGCAGUGGAGGGAGAGUAUACAGAGGAAUCAAGCAGUUAAAUUCUAUCUCCAGUGAGGUUUUUGCAUCAAUGAAUCAUGAAUCACUGAACCCAAAUAACCAAAAAGAAGUAAAGAGGAAGAGAAAAUAAAAAUGUUUGUUGAAUGCACAAUUCAGAAAUUAGAAGUAUUUGUGAGAGGGGUCAAUCUAAAAGUAGAGAAAUGUUUAUUCAAGACAAUGAAAGAGAAAUUAAUUUACAUCAUAUUUUGGUAUCUUACCUAUUUUUCUAUGUACCACUAUUCGAAUUUAAACAUUCAUUGUAGUGCUGCACAAGCUUUAUGCACACUCAGUUGCUGUUAAGUUGCUGAAUGUCUCAUUAGCAUCCUCUUUCAAUUUACUGUUAUUUCCAUAGUGCUUUUCGCAAAAAAAGAAUCCUUCAAUUUCAGGGAAACAUGGUAAUCACUUGGGGCCAAGUCUGGCCUAUAAGGAGAAUGUCCAAAAACUUCGCACUCUGCCUACAUAACUGUAGGUUAGUCAGAUGGUCCUUCGUUAAAAGUAUUUGUUCAUCCAGCAUUAAACAAGUUACACCAUUUUUGAACUGAAGUUUUAUUCAUAACAUUUCCAAGAAGUCCAGUUAUCUGUGCAUACAUUUUUAUGAGGGCAGAUUUUUUUUUGCAUAUAGAAACCAUAUUACACUAUAGGCCUCACACUUGGUGGGACAGUUACUUUUGUCACACAUUUUAGAAUCGGAGAACUAAACAGUAAACGAUUGUUCCCACUUUUUCUUAGCGUCAUACUGUAGCCAAUGAUUAUGAAGGUCUCUGACAUUAUGGAGGGGUGGGGUGUGGUGGGGGGAGGGAGAGUUUCACAGAGUGACUCUUGUAUUUGGGAAAUUCCAUCCCUGUGUCAUUUUCACUUGAAGUGUAACACGGUCUUGAAGGAAUCAAGAUUUGGAGAUUUUGUUCAGUCACUUAACUUAAUGGACAAAUCCCCUCUACAACCACUAGGAACCCAUAACAGAUACUGCAAAACACUCUGUAUAAGAAUAACUGAGGGAAAAGUACGUCAUGUCAGAAAAUAAAAGGAAUAUGAUACAUCUAGUGGGACAGUUAUGUAAACAGAAUGGUUAUUUCUCUUUAUUAUUGUUGCAGUGACAAUUGUCAUGCCCAUUUCACUCUCUGGUCUUUCAUUUGUCUUUGCCUAAUUAGUUAGUGACAUUCAGUUAUUCAGUCCUGCUAUUUUUCUGAAGGUCUGGAAAAAGUUUAAGAGGGGCACCAUGCCACAGCAUAAACAUAUGUUAAGAACCAGUAGUUAAUUUUAUAGCACACAGUUUCUAGUGUGUUAUGUCCUCAAGGAGGCAGCUCAGAAGUCUUUGUGCCCUUGUACAUACGUUAAAAAACUAUAGGUUUGUUAUGAGAAAGCACAAAGUGCCUGUAUAGUGCAGUUGCUUGUAUGUUUGCAGAGUAGCAGUCUCCAAAUAAAACAGUACUUCUUAGUAGCAAAAGUCUACAAGGGUUCAGUUUUCCUUGUGUAAACACAUCUGAUGGAAUUAGAAAUGUAAGAGUGACUUUUCAUAAAAGUGUCAUUAUUUUUAAAAAUAAAUUUUUGUACAGACUUAACUCUGCACAGUAAAUCACACAAUAGUUGUAUGUAUCAACUAAAAUUAAAAUCAGAUUAAUAUUGAAAUAUAGAUGAGUGCAUUAAAAUGUCAAAUGAAAAUAACAAAAAAAUAUAAACCAAACGCAAUGAUGCUCUUGGUUGCAUAAAUGAGCAGUCACACUGUAUGUACACUUUCUUAGGGAAGCAACACAGAAGUAGUGAAAGGUCUUCAAGCUCAAGUUUCAAAUCUUUAUUCACUUCUAAGGUAACUAAAUGUGCUGUGAGAUAUCUAUUUUAACUGUAUAUAUCUAGAACAGUAUUAGUCCUUGUAAUGAUAACACACCUGUCAGUUGACAUGGUCCUCCAUUGCUUACUAGUGAGACUGCAUACCUGAAACUUACAAAAGAAUAUGGUUGUGAGGGUGUGGAAUAUUUUAUAUUAUUGAUAGUAAAAUAAAUCAAACUGAAAUAACUAAGACUGUAUUUUUAAACAUUUUUAUAUCAAAAGAAUGAAUGUACUUUUGUAUAUAUUGUAAACCUACAUGAAAGUAUUUCUUACUAUUAAACUAUCACUUAUUCCUAUUUAAUGGAUGACCAUCCAGGAAACACUUUACAAUGUUUGAAUGUGGACCAAAAAUUCCACACAUCACAUGGCUUUCCUUUUCCUUCAAAUAAAAGAGUAAAAAGUAACUAUUUCUUUAUGUAUCUCAUAAUAAAUGCUACCAAGAUUAAUGUAAUAUUUUUUCAUCAAAUUUGAAACAGAAGUUAUACAGAUUUUUAUACAUUAAAUUUCCUUUCUCAUAGAUCCAAGGCAAUGACGUAUUUAAUAUGUGAAAUGUGGACAACUAACUUUUUACACAUCAGCUUUUUAGUGAGCAGGCAUUAAAGGUUCAUGUAAAGUCGAUUUUUUUCAGUCAUGGCUUUAUCUUAUGUGUACACUGUGAUUCUCUGAAGUCUAUGUGUAAUACAGAAACAAAUUUAUUCAUUCCUGAUGUGUGUGUUCUUGCCAGUAUAAAUUCAGUACAUUGCACAAUCUUGCCAAUGCAACAAGACUUAAUUAAGUUGCAGUGUCAGUUUUUGUAUUGAUGUAAUUUAUGUAUUAUAUUAUUUGUAUAACAUCUAAGUGAUUGUUAAUAUUUUUGCUCUAUUUAUAAAAUAUAUUAGCUAGUUUUAUAAAAAAUAAAAUAUAUUGUUUUUCUUUU